Messenger RNA from Juglans microcarpa x Juglans regia, 705 nucleotides. RefSeq lists its product as uncharacterized. Lineage: Eukaryota; Viridiplantae; Streptophyta; Magnoliopsida; Fagales; Juglandaceae. The record is from RefSeq and is a predicted model, not a curated record. The transcript has a single exon. Bases 1 to 705 code for a protein of 234 amino acids.
AUGGAAAUAUUUAGAAGGGCUUUGGAGAUGUCUGGGCUCUCUUAUCUGGGAUGGUGUGGGUAUAAAUUUACAUGGAGCAAUGGUCAUGAGGAUGAGUCUUUUGUAAAAGAAAGGUUGGAUCGAGCUAUAGCUAAUCAUGGUUGGGCUAGUAGAUUUCAAGAUAUGAAUGUGGAGGCUAUAGCGACUUGGGUUUCAGACCACAAAUCCCUUGUUCUUACUGCUAAUAGAAAUGUGCAGAGGUAUUUCAAGAAAAUGAACUUUAAGUAUGAAAUGAGUUGGGAUAUGAAAGAGGAGUGUGGAAAAAUUAUAGAAGUUGAAAGGGGAAAGACCUCUGGUGUGAAUGAGCCACAAAAAAAGUUACAGAGGGACCUUGCUGGAUGUAGAAAUUCAUUAAGUAGAUGGUGUAGAAAUUAUGUUCUAAGAAGGGAUGGUGAAAUCAAAGAGUUGUCUGAAAAAAUAAAAAUAAUUGAGGAGGAGGAGGGGCCAGAGAAUAUAUGUGAACUAAAGAGGCUAAAAGGAGAGCUUAAUGUCCUUCUAGAGCAGGAAGAUCUAAGGUGGAAGCAGAGGGCAAAAAAGCAUUGGUUAACAUAUGGUGAUAGAAACACUAAGUUCUAUCAUGCAUGUGCUAAUCAGAGAAAGAAGAAAAACACUAUCAAAGCAAUCAUGACUCUCAAGGGAGGAUGGUGGAGGAAGAGGUGGAGAUAG